This is a messenger RNA of Prunus armeniaca (apricot), 423 nucleotides long. The record is from the annotation of a GenBank genome assembly. Lineage: Eukaryota; Viridiplantae; Streptophyta; Magnoliopsida; Rosales; Rosaceae.
AUGGCAACACAAAUUGUGUAUCUAGAUGACCCUAAAGCCGGAAGCGGUUGGAACGUUGUUCAAAAGAUGGAUCACAGGAACGUGUAUGCUAUACCAGAACUAGACCCAACUGACAACGACGUCAACAAUGUAGCUGACCAACGUUUAGAAUCUUCAAUGGAAAAUGAUGCGGAAACACUUCGAGAUACUAAUGUUAUACAAGAGCCAUUUCAAAUACAAGGAGUGUCUUCAAUCGAAAUACCGAUUCAGUCAAUUACAAUUGACCUCGGUGAUCUUCCGCGAUAUGAUGUUGCAGUUGGCCCGAGCAACGACGAUGAUGUAGUUAUAGAGGAGGCGGAGGAGGAGGAGGAGGAAGAGGAUUGGGAGACCGAAAGUGAUGAUAGCAACGAUAACGAAAGUUAUUAUAGUUCAGAUGAUGAAUGA